GAUGACCAGAGACUGCGGACACAGUACAGGGGAUGACCAGAGACUGCGGACAUAGUACAGGAGAUGACCAGAGACUGCAGACAGUACAAGAGAUGACCAGAGACUGCGGACACAGUACAGGAGAUGGACCAGAGACUGCGGACACAGUACAGGAGAUGACCAGAGACUGCGGACACAGUACAGGAGAUGACCAGAGACUGCGGACACAGUACAGGAGAUGGACCAGAGACUGCAGACACAGUACAGGAGAUGACCAGAGACUGCGGACACAGUACAGGAGAUGACCAGAGACUGCGGACACAGUACAGGAGAUGACCAGAGACUGCGACAG
Staurois parvus is the source of this 331-nucleotide messenger RNA. The record is from the annotation of a GenBank genome assembly. Lineage: Eukaryota; Metazoa; Chordata; Amphibia; Anura; Ranidae.